CUAACUUCUCGCCCGCAGUCCACUGAUAUCACGUGCGUCCUUGCUGCCUCAGGCCGCGAAAGGCACCCGCUAAUCCCAGUGUGGCCCGAGCAAAUAAGCCUAAGGCCCUGAGGCCACUUGGAGACAUGUCGGCGGAGUGUGGUGGCCACCUUCACGCCCUCGUCCCAUACAUCCACCAUCCUCUCUUGCUCCCUCUUCUCUGCAGCGUCGGUGCUCCCCGUCCAGGCAACUUGCAAUUCCGUCCCUUUCCUCUCCCGCACACUCCUCUCUUGCCUCCUGCAACUUGCGUUCAUGAACCCAUUGUUUACUUCCGGAGCCCCUCACGAAAUAGUCUAGAUACGCACGCCCACCGCUCAUCGCCAUGGUGCGCGUUAGGGAGAUUCCUCGAACGGCCACGUUCGCCUGGUCUCCCGGCGCCCAGGCUCCCUUGUUAGCUACUGGAACCCGAGCAGGUGCUGUCGAUUUUGAUUUCUCCAAUGAGAUUAACCUGGAGCUCUGGGAUUUGGGCUUGAAUACAAGUGUCGACAUUGGCAGAGAGCCGCAGCCUCUAGUUAAGGUUCCUACGGACUCUGGAUUUAAUGAUCUCGCCUGGGCUCCGUAUGACGACAACAAUAGGGGAAUCAUUGCUGGCGCGCUCGAUGAUGGCUCGCUCAAACUCUGGGAUGCCGACAAACUUCUUAGUGGGACAGGCAACUCUUUGACAGCGUCAUCUCAGAAGCACUCCGGUGCCAUCAAGUCUCUGCAAUUCAAUCCGAAGCACUCGAAUCUUCUCGCCACUGGCGGAGCUAAAGGAGAGCUGUUUAUCACGGAUUUGAAUAAUGUCGAGAACCCAUUCCGCUUGGGAAACACAGCCGCGCGCGCUGACGACAUCGAAUGUCUGGACUGGAACAAGAAAGUUGCUCACAUUCUGGUUACGGGGUCUAGCGCGGGAUUUGUUACCGUUUGGGAUGUUAAGACGAAGAAGGAAAGCUUGACAUUGAAUAAUCUAGGUCGGAAACCCGUCAGUGCUGUGGCUUGGGACCCAGAAAAGCCAACUAAACUCGUCACUUCCAUACCACUAGAGUCUGAUCCUGUAAUAUUAGUUUGGGACCUUCGAAACUCGCAUGCUCCUGAACGUGUUCUCAAGGGACAUGAAUCGGGUGUCCUGUCAUUGUCAUGGUGUGCUCAAGACCCUGACCUCCUUUUGUCAUCAGGCAAGGAUAACCGAACUAUUUGCUGGAACCCUCAAACCGGUGAGAAUUAUGGAGAAUUCCCUAUUGUUACAAACUGGACCUUUCAGACACGAUGGAACCCUCACAACCCCAACUUCUUCGCUACCGCAUCCUUCGAUGGCCGGAUCUCUAUACAAACUAUCCAGAAUACCAGUAAAGAAGCUGUCCAGAAUGUGGCCACACAGAACCAGACACUGGAUGGGGAGGACUUUUUUGCAAAAGCGCAGACCCAACCGCAAGCAUCGACAUUUUCGCUGUCCAAGACUCCCAAGUGGCUUGAACGACCAGUAUCAGCAUCAUUUGGCUUUGGCGGCAGAGUUGUAUCAGUGGCCCUAGCUGACAGCACUAAGCGUUCCUCCAAGGUUAGGAUCACACCUUUCCAGAUAGACUCCGCAGUUGGCAGUGCUACUGAGCAAUUCGAAAGCGACCUUAAGGAAGGAAAUUUCAAAAAUAUCUGUGAAUCUCGUAUUGAGAGCGCCUCAAGUGAGCAAGAGAAAGCUGACUGGAAAGUCAUUGAGACGCUUCUUUCGGAGAAUCCGCGAAAGGGCCUUGCUGCCUACCUUGGGUUUCAUGAUACUGCAGAUGAGGCUGCGGAUGGGCUGGCGAAAUUAGAUCUCAAGGAAGAAACGAAUGGUGAGGCUGACAAGCCAGCUGCUGAUUCGAAAAAGAAGCACAAGCGUCUACAGUCAAUAUUCGACGGACCUGACGCACCAGAUAACUUCUUGAGUGAUCUUGCUGCGUCUAAAGGUGCACGGACUAACAAUCCCUUCAACAUUUUCAGUGGAAGCGAAUCUGAGUCAGACAAGAAGAUCACGAGAUCCCUUCUUUUAGGUCAAUUUGAGCAUGCCCUGGAUGUUGCUCUUCAGGAGGACAGGUUGUCAGAUGCCUUCAUGAUCGCUGUUUGCGGUGGAGACAAAUGCAUUGAAAAGGUACAAGAGGUAUACUUUUCGAAACAGAAUGGAGGACCAAAUUAUGUCCGUCUCCUUGCAUCGAUUGUUGGAAAGAAUCUAUGGGACGUCGUCCACAACGCUGAUUUAUCGAACUGGAAGGAAGUAAUGGCAACAUUGUGCACCUUCGCCGACGAGAAGGAAUUCCCUGAUCUCUGUGAAGCUCUUGGUGAUCGGCUAGAAGAGCAAUUUCAGAGUACCUCUGAUAGGGCUGUUCGUAAGAAUGUCUCUUUCUGUUACCUAGCAGGAUCUAAGUUGGAGAAGGUGGUUGGUAUCUGGCUUGACGAGUUCAAGGCGAAUGAGAAACAUGGCAUUGACCAAGCCGAGGAAGGCUCUACUUUCUCUGUUCACGUUCGUGCUCUGCAAGGAUUUAUUGAGAAGGUCACUAUUUUUCGUCAGGUGACAAACUACCAAGAUACCGACUGCCAGAAAGAUGCAGAUUGGAAGCUUGGUGUACUCUAUGAUAAGUACGUCGAGUAUGCGGAUGUUGCUGCGACACAUGGCCGUCUGGACGUCGCGGACCGUUACCUUGGCCUCGUUCCCGAGAAGCAUGGUGAAGCUGAGAUUGCCAGAAACCGAAUCAGCUUAGCCACCAGGAAAGCUCCUACUGUGAAGAAGUCCGCUCAAGUUCCUCAAACCAGAACCACCUCGCUACCCCAGCCAAUCCCUUUCCAGCCACCUCAGCCCACUUACGGCCCGACACCACCUGUUAGUAAUCCAUAUGCUCCGGCAACGAAUACGUCCUCACCUGUUGCGCCUCCUCAGCCUGCUAAUCCUUAUGCUUCAUUUGGAUCCAACCCAUACCAGCCUGUUGGAGGCUACCAGCCUGCUCAGCCAGCGAAACCACCUGUUGCACCCCCUCCGCAACAAUUCGGUGUUCCUCCUCCAGGUCCUGGAGGAGUACCACCUCCACCUAGAGGAUUCAAUCAGUCUCCUUCCGGGCCUCAAGUGUCUACAUAUACAAACAGAACCGAUCUCCCUGCGUGGAAUGACUUGCCCGAAGGAUUUGGAACUGCGAAACCUGCAUCUAGGCGAGGUACUCCUGCAGCAGUGGCUUCUCCAUUCCCUGGUCAACCUCCUCUGGCGCCACCAACUUCUCCUCCUGUUGGACCUCCUGUUGCUAGUCAAAAAGCCCCCCCUCCACCUCCACCAAAGGCUGGUAGUGUUCCACCACCCCCUGUCAUUUCUCCCCCAGUCGGACCUCCGAGACCUCCUUCAGUGUCUUCUAACGCGGCAGCACCCGUAAAUGCAUAUGCACCUCCGGUGACUCAGUCACCGCCCACUGUGCCGGGUAUGGCCAUGCCCCCACCAAUUCCACGAGGCCCUUCUCCCUACAACGCGCCUCCUUCAGGGCCACCACCAACGAAUCGAUAUGCCCCUAGCCCUGCCGCCCAGGCAGCUGCACCUCAAACUCGCCCCCCCCCUACAGGACCAUAUGCACAGCAACCAGCGGCGGCUCCCAGCCCGUAUGCUCCAGUUGCUGGUGUUGCUCCACCACCAGCGGGAGCUCCUGGAGGACCGCCUCCUGCAACCGGUUCUCGACCAGGAACAGCGCAGUCGCAGAAGAAAGCCGCUCCACCGCCACCAAAAUACCCGCCUGGUGACCGAUCCCAUAUCCCGGCAGAUGCAGUCCCAAUUUAUGAGUUACUCUCAAAUGAUAUGCAACGGGUGAAAUCACGCGCCCCUUCAUCAUUCAAAGCCCAGGUUGAUGACGCCGAACGACGACUCAAUAUAUUAUUUGACCACCUCAACAAUGAAGACUUGUUGAAACCGAACACAGUGGCGGACAUGAAUGAAUUGUCCAAGGCGAUACAGGCGAAGGACUACGAGACAGCCAAGAAUAUCCAUUUGGAAAUUCUGACGAACCGAACAGAUGAGUGCGGGAACUGGAUGGUUGGAGUUAAACGAUUGAUCAGCAUGAGCAGAGCAACUCCGUGAGUGGUUGAUAAUAGACGAUAAACCAAUGUAAAUGCUAUACCCAUGGGGUUAGUAAAAGCUUUCUUGUUACUUGUAGCCGUGGUUGUUAUUUCUUUUUAUGUUUGUUUUAUGAUAUACACUUAUUGGAAGA
Talaromyces proteolyticus is the source of this 4226-nucleotide messenger RNA. RefSeq lists its product as uncharacterized. Gene Ontology annotation, cellular component: COPII vesicle coat; endoplasmic reticulum exit site. Gene Ontology annotation, molecular function: protein binding; structural molecule activity. The record is from RefSeq and is a predicted model, not a curated record. Bases 362 to 4096 code for a protein of 1244 amino acids. Lineage: Eukaryota; Fungi; Ascomycota; Eurotiomycetes; Eurotiales; Trichocomaceae. The transcript has 8 exons. Gene Ontology annotation, biological process: endoplasmic reticulum organization; intracellular protein transport; COPII-coated vesicle cargo loading.